Brassica oleracea var. oleracea is the source of this 666-nucleotide messenger RNA. RefSeq lists its product as uncharacterized. NCBI's taxonomy places the organism in Eukaryota, Viridiplantae, Streptophyta, Magnoliopsida, Brassicales, Brassicaceae. The transcript is spliced from 2 exons. Gene Ontology annotation, molecular function: RNA-DNA hybrid ribonuclease activity; nucleic acid binding. The coding region runs from base 1 to 666 and encodes 221 amino acids. The record is from RefSeq and is a predicted model, not a curated record.
AUGCUCAGUGGCGGCGAGAGUGUGGGAACUAGCUCCGAUGAUGGAGACACCUUCUCCUUUGAGUCCUUCAAUCUAGCUAGGAAUAAAUUGUGCUUUGAAGAUGGUACUUUCUCUGCAAUAGAGAUUGUCACUAAAUCCAUCUGUGAUGCCCGAGAGUGGCAAGAAACUCUGCAAUUGGUUCCAGUAGCAGGCCUAACUACUACCAUCUCCUCACGGCAAGCCCCAACUCCCCAAGUUCCUAUUGAUGCGACUUGUCAUGUUGAUGCGGCAUGGGAUGCUACCUCUGGAACCUGCGGUCUAGGAGGUCUGUUCUCUGGCUCACACCCGGCCUCUCGCCUUCCCCAAAUCUCCGAGUCUCGGACCCUUGUAUCGUCUGCGUUAAUGGCUGAGGCCCUCGCUGUUCGUUUGGCAGUAAUGAAUGCUGCGUUUUCAAACAUUAAAUCCCUGAUGAUCCUGUCGGAUUCUCUAUCCCUCAUCAAACUGUUGAAAGGAAAUGAAUCAAGACCAGCCUUGUUUGGUAUUUUGUUUGAUAUUUAUCAUUUCAGUUCUUACUUUGAUGUCCUGUCUUUUUGUUUUAUUCCGCGUUUACAAAACUUUGAGGCUGAUUUGGUGGCAAAGCUAGCAUUAUCUCAUGCUGUUGUAAUUCCCUCCCUUGCGGGAGUGUAA